This is a messenger RNA of Triticum dicoccoides, 1545 nucleotides long. Its product is annotated as protein FAR1-RELATED SEQUENCE 5-like. The transcript has 3 exons. The record is from RefSeq and is a predicted model, not a curated record. Lineage: Eukaryota; Viridiplantae; Streptophyta; Magnoliopsida; Poales; Poaceae. Gene Ontology annotation, molecular function: zinc ion binding. Bases 1 to 1545 code for a protein of 514 amino acids.
AUGGAGUAUUUAAAGAACAAACAAGUGGAAGAUCCAUCAUUUUUCUAUGCUGUGCAACUUAAUAAAGAGGAUGGUACACUAGCAAAUUUCUUUUGGGCUGAUGGACAAUCAAUAAUGGAUUAUUCUUCAUUUGGAGAUGUUAUUUCUUUUGACACCACAUUCUCCACCAAUAAGUUUGAAAUGCCAUUUGCUCCUCUGCUUGGUGUUAACCAUCACAAGCAGACUAUUGUUUUCGGUGCUGCAAUAAUAUUUGAUGAAACUGCCGACUCGUUUGUGUGGCUUUUCAGCACCUUCCUACAAGCAAUGUCCGGUAAGGAGCCAAAAAUGAUUUUCACUGAUCAGUGUGUUGCAAGUAUGAAUGCAAUUGCAGAGGUAUUCCCGAGCGCAAGCCAUCGCCUUUGUCUAUGGCAUCUAUAUCAAAAUGCCGUUAAACAUCUGAGUCAUGUUAUUGCUGACCAUCCGGAAUUUCUUUCUGAACUCAAGCAGUGUGUAUAUGAAGAAAGGUCAGUUGCACAUUUUGAAUCAAGAUGGCAUGAUUUAUUGGUUAAAUACAGCCUUGAGGAUAAUUCUUGGAUUAACAAUAUGUUCAAAUUUCGUGAGAAGUGGGCAACCGUAUAUAGGCGAGAUUCAUUUAGUGCAGACAUGACAUCGACCCAGAGGAGUGAAGGGAUGAACAAUGCCUUCAAAACAACAUUCAAUGGAAAACUCUCGCUUUCAGAGUUGCUAGAAAAAUAUGACAAGUGUGUCGCACGUCUUCGACGCGAAGAAAAAUAUGAAGAUUUUCAAUCGCGCCAUACAGACCCAGUGCUUUGCAUAGCUAGACAUCCUUUGUUGAAGGAGGCAGCUGCAUCAUACACGAGGUCACUCUAUACUUAUUUUGAAGAGGAAUUUCAGAGGCAGUUUACUUGGUCAUGCACUCUGUUGUGUAAUGAAAGCACAAUCAACACGUACAAAGUUAAAUCCUUUUAUCGAGAGGAUGGUGAAGCCAUUGUCGAUUUUAACCCAACAACUUUGGAGAUAUCUUGUUCUUGCAAGUUGUAUGGAUGUGUGGGUAUUUUGUGCAAGCAUGCUCAUAAAGUUUACAAUUUUUGUAAUAUUGUCACAUUGCCAAGCCAAUACAUAAUGAAUAGAUGGACAAAGUACGCAAAACAAGAUAUCUUCAAUUCUAAAGUAGGGGUUAAUGAUAAUGCAGAAUUGCAGUGUGCCCAAAUUUCUCGAAAGAUGCUAUCGCUUGCAUUGAAGUGUAAACCCUCGAAGGAGGUUCUUCGACACCUAGACAAUGGUAUUGAUAAGUUGGCUUCUGAAGUAUGUGAGUUGCUAAGCAAAGUAAGUGUGGAUGAAAAUGAGGAGACAAGAUGUUAUGCUGAAUUUACCGCAGAUGUUGAUAAAGCACGGGUAUCAUUUCGAGCCCCUAAACGGAAAAAAGGCCCAAUGGAGAAACGGUCAAAAGAUGCACUGGAAGCACCAAAGAAAGGAAAAGAUAAGGCUACAUCAAAGAAAGGAAGAAGUAAGGCUGCAUCAAAGAAAGGGGUCAUUGGAACUUAG